Messenger RNA from Sparassis crispa, 813 nucleotides. Its product is annotated as Dolichyl-diphosphooligosaccharide--protein glycosyltransferase subunit 3. Bases 1 to 813 code for a protein of 270 amino acids. NCBI's taxonomy places the organism in Eukaryota, Fungi, Basidiomycota, Agaricomycetes, Polyporales, Sparassidaceae. Gene Ontology annotation, cellular component: oligosaccharyltransferase complex. The record is from RefSeq and is a predicted model, not a curated record. The transcript is spliced from 6 exons.
AUGCUGACCCAUCCUAGCAGGGAUUGGUCUGCAUCGAUCCAAUUCACUGCUAUGGACAAGAGACGCAGGUGUUCACCUUGUCGGGAGUUCGACCCAAACUUCAACUCGGUUGCGAAAGCUUGGACCAAGGUGCCCGCUGCGGAACGGAACGCACACUUCUUUGGUACCAUAGACUUCGAUAACGCUACACCUAUCUUCCAAAAGCUGGGUAUAUCAUCCGCACCAGUGGUUCAUGUGUAUCCUGCUGCUGAGGGUCCUCGUCGCCCUGCUAGCGGUCGGACUGGGCCAAUCUCAUAUGAGUUCACUCAUGGGUUUGAUGCUGCACCUCUGGCCGAGCAACUCUCGCGAUUUACCCCCGUGACUAUCCCGUACAAGGCUCCGAUUGACUUCUCACAAUUGGGAACUUUUGCUGCUGUAUCUCUAGUUGCUGCCGUUGGCAUCCGCUUCAUUUACCCUGUUCUUCUCAACCGCUGGACGUGGGCUGCUGUUACUGUUCUUGUCUCCUUGGUCAUGACUUCUGGAUAUAUGUUCACUCGUAUUCGUGGAAUGCCGAACAGUGGCGCGAACGGACAGUGGAUUGCUCCUGGUUAUCAAAACCAAUUUGGCCAGGAAGUACAAGUCGUCGCGAUGAUCUAUGGAUCAUUGUCAGCAGCUUUCCUAAUGCUAAUACUGGUCACACCAGCCCAACUGUCCCCGUCGCGACAGCGAGCGCAAGUGUAUCUAUGGACAGCUGUGAUCUUCAUCAUGUUUUCCGUUCUCAUCUCAUUUUUCAAAGUGAAGAACAGAGGUUAUCCAUUCAAGCUUCUCUUUUAG